AGGUUCCCUUCUCUAUUGGAAAAACGCGAGCGGCCUGCGAAUUACAAAACACAAUGUCGUUCAGUAAUUUGUUAAUGAAAAGCUGUCUGAACCAAGGCAUUCACGGAUCCCGGGUGCCCAGCGUCCUGUACACUGGUACUCGGCAGGGGCACACUAUCCGCGGCAAGCCGCCGGGGGUUGCCCGCACUUUGGAGCAGCGAUUGCGAGAGGAGACCCUGACGGAUCCUGAGGUGGUGGCUCGCGUCAACAUUGGAUUUCCACAUCUGAAGGAGCCGCGGUCGGCGCAGCUGAAGAUGCGUCUGGAACACCUCAAGGCGCAGCGCACCAGCAAGGAACUGGAAAAGCUGGCGCGCAGCAAUAAAUUGACCAUCGACCUGGAGAAGGUGCAGCAGGUGUAUGUGAAGACGACAGGUCACCACGAUCUGCGCUUGAUGGCGGACCACUACGGCAUUUUCGAGCAUCUGUAUGGCAGCGCCUUUUUCGUGCCCCGGGUGCCACUCAACAUCAACUAUGUGCUGGAUGCCGGCGAGCGCCUGGCUCCCGUCUACAAUGGCAAUGUCAUCAAGCCGGUGGAAGCUGCAAAGGCGCCGCAGGUUGCCUUCAACGGGGUACUGGAUCCGAUCACCGGGCAGGAGGCCACCUCGGACACCUUCUGGACCCUGGUGGCCACCAAUCCCGAUGCGCACUACACCAAUGACUCGUCGUCUGAGUGCCUGCAUUGGCUGAUCGCCAACAUACCGAAUGGUAAGGUGAGCGACGGCCAGGUGCUGGCCGAGUAUCUGCCGCCAUUUCCGCCCCGCGGCGUCGGCUACCAGCGCAUGGUCUUUGUGCUCUACAAGCAGCAGGCGCGACUAGAUCUCGGCUCGUAUCAAAUAGCCGCUGGCGACUAUAGCAAUUUGGAGAAGCGAAUUUGGAGCACUCUGGACUUUUACCGCAGCCAUCAGGAGCAGUUGACGCCGGCUGGCCUGGCCUUCUAUCAAACCAACUGGGAUGAGUCCCUGUCGCAGUUCUAUCACGAUGUACUGAAGUGCAAGGAGCCCGUUUACGAGUAUGACUUCCCCAAGCCUUAUCUGGCCGAUCAGAAGUUCUUCCCGCUGAAGCAGCCCUUCAAUCUGUACAUGGACAAGCACCGCGACCAGAAGCGUCUCAACAAGGAGUACCUGGAGCGCAAGCUGGCCCAGACACAUCCAUUCGAUGGUCCGGAUACGCCGCUGCGCUACCCCAAUGCCCAUCCCAUUGGCAGCGAGGUGCCCUCCUGGCUGAAGACGGAGAUCCGCAAGCAGCGCCUGCGGACUGGACGUGUUCAGGACUAUUAGUUAACAAGUUGUAUUUUUUUAUUAUUAUUCACUGGAAGUACAUGUUCGUUUUGCCUUGCUA
Messenger RNA from Drosophila kikkawai, 1377 nucleotides. RefSeq names its product mitochondrial ribosomal protein L38 (gene mRpL38). The record is from RefSeq and is a predicted model, not a curated record. Lineage: Eukaryota; Metazoa; Arthropoda; Insecta; Diptera; Drosophilidae. Gene Ontology annotation, cellular component: mitochondrial large ribosomal subunit.